Closterium sp. NIES-67 is the source of this 5465-nucleotide messenger RNA. Lineage: Eukaryota; Viridiplantae; Streptophyta; Zygnematophyceae; Desmidiales; Closteriaceae. The record is from the annotation of a GenBank genome assembly.
CAUCAUAUGCUAUCACAUUCUGUCUGCCUCCCAUCCCAUGUUUUCAACUUGCAUGUGUGGUUUGAAUGUGCAAGCAUUUGUGUGGUGUGUUCUGGAGUUUGGGAAUGUGUUCUGUGUUAUUUUUGUUUGAGCAGGUAUUUGUGAUGAUAGAUCUUGAGAAGAUCUUUCCGACGCAACGAGAAUCCCUUCAAUCGGAGCAAGAAUGCGAAAGCUAUGAAGAUUCAAAGUUCAUGAGCUUGCGUUACAAUUGCGGCGGUUACUAAGUGAAGUUGUGGGGUGAAUUUAUAUGGAGUUGGGACCUUUGGGGUUUGGGAAAUUUGUCACUCUACUGUAACAGCUGCAAAUUGGUUGGGAACAACCAAGCUAGGUUGGCAAGGGUGGCCAACUUGGAUGGAUUGGUUGGGAAGGGACAAAGGUCAAAAUUCUUGAACUUUGAUUGAACUCUUGAGAUUGAGUUAAGUUCUCCUCCUACAGCUUACCCCCUAGUGCGUCGAAAGCCAUAGCGUCGCGAAUACUUCAUCAAUCAACGUGAUUCAAAUUGGGAACGGUAGCUGAGAUCAAGAGCUACAACAUAUCCAAGUUUCGCGACAUUCCAACGGCUAGUGUUUUGUCGACGUCGUUUCUUGUGAAGACGACUUUUCUGUCCAGAAUUUCGGAUUUAUAUUUUGAGUAAUUCUAGCUCCUAAGUUCACCUAGACUCUGUCCUUAAUCCUAACAAGUGGUAUCAGAGCCAUAUUAAGGACAUUGAGAGGAGUCUACAGAAGUGUGAAGACCCUUCUAGACCCACCAUGGCCUGUGGGUGUGCCUAAGUGGUGUUCUAAAGGUUGGAUGUGUCUUCCGCUAAGGGGAAACUCUGCCGAAAUUUCGUGGACGCCGACACUUGUGAAAAUAUCGAGGGAGCUGAGUGUGGACAGCAAAGGGGAGCUGAAAUUCGUCAUUUCUCAAGGAGAAGAUGAAUGAGAGAGGAGGAGAUGCUAAUGGAAGAGGAGCUGUAGCUGAGAAGACAAGUGAGCCGCCGCCAUCAAAAGUUGAAGCUUUGGAUGGCUCCAACUAUGAGGAAUGGAGCGGGCGGAUGAGGAGUGCCUUCAAACGCUACAAGCUACUGAAGAUUGCUGUUGGGGAGGAGAAGAUGCCGGAAGAAGGCGAAGCACGUGAACGGUGGAUUGAGAAAAGCGCGGUGCUUUUCGACCUCAUCCUUCAAUCGGUCAACAAGGAGAUGUUCGAGCACAUCAAGGAUCUUGUGGAAGCGGAUGAUUCGGGUCCAAGGGCGUGGAAACUACUACGUGAUGUGAUUCAGCCCAACACUCUCCCAAUGGUGAUCGUGCUCGAGAAGGAACUUGCUGCCAUCUCCAUGCGACCAGGGGAUGAUGUGAAGCCGGUCCUUGACAAGAUCAAGGACACCUAUGCAACGAUGGCAGCAGCGGGCAGCAGUGUAUCUCAGCUGCAGCAGUGCACCAAGAUCAUCUCGGUUCACAUGACCCCACGGGCAGAUUUGCUUGAUGAGGUAAAACCCCCUGGGAAGAUCAAGUAUGUGGCAGCAGCGUCAGGUGCUUUGCUCCCUGUGAUUGGUGUUGGAAAUGCCAAGGUUAAGGGAGCUAAUGGGGAGCUUGUGGGGCUUGGGAAUGUUCUGCUGGUUGAAGGCUUGUCUGCUAACCUUCUCUCUGUGCGACGACUGCAGAAGAGCAAGGCCGAAGUGACCUUUGGACCAACCAGCUGCCGUGCUAAGCUUGGGAAGAAGGUGCUGUGGAGUCUGGAAGAGGAGACCAGCUGCAUCAAGGACCUGUGGCAGCUGCCCAUCAUCCCAUGGAAUGGGAAGACUCCAACAGCAGCAACGGCAGCAGUGGCAAAGGCAACAGCAGGAGGAGAUGCAACUGCACCAACUGAUGGGGUCCUGGAAGCAGUCAAGAAAGUGCAGCAGCAGCAGACACAUGGUGAGGUGCUUGCUGGUGUGGAUGCGAGUGCGGCAUGGGCUAAGGCUUCAUCAAGGAGUGGAGAGGCCGAUUGGGAGACAUGGCAUGAGAGGCUGUGUCAUGUGAACUUCCCUAUGCUGCAGAAGUUGGUGAAGGAUGGGAGCCUGAAGGGCUUGGAGGUGAAAGGGGGAGUGAAGGAGAUUGGGAGCUGCCCUACAUGCUUGGAGACCAAGUUCUCCAAGUUCCCCUUCAACAGUGCAACAGGACCAGCCAAGACCCCACUUGCACUUGUGCACAUGGAUGUGGUGGGGCCCACAAGAGCCCCUUCCCUCUCAGGCAGCCGCUAUUUCUUGACAAUUGUGGAUGACCACACUCGGGCAGUGUGGGUUUACCCUUUGAACAGCAAGGGGGAGGUGGCAGCGGCUGUCCUUAAGGAGUGGAUGCCUAGAGCUCAGAGGGAAUGCGGACACAAGGUGAAGGUGAUCCGCAGUGACAAUGGUGGGGAGUUCAUUGGAGCUGAUUUUGAGGGGGAGUUGAAGAGGAAGGGGAUCCAGCAUCAACUGACAGUGCCCUACAAUCCGCAGCAGAAUGGCGUGGCUGAGAGGUUCAACAGGACCCUGCAGGAGGGGGCACGCACUCUCCUUGGGCGUGCAGGGCUACCUGAUCCGUUUUGGGUGUCUGCACUGAGGCAGGUCGCCCUUGUGAAGAACAGGGUGCUGGCUACAGUUGGAGAUAAGGAGUGGAUCCCAUAUAUCAAGUGGUAUGGGAGUGCUCCAGCUGUGAACAUGCUGAGGGCAUUUGGGUGCAUGGUAGUGUUUCAUGUGCCUAAGGAGAAAAGAGGGAAGUUGGAGGCUUCUGGAAGAUGGGGUGUGCACUUGGGGAUUGCAAAGGAUCACAAGGGAUGGCUGCUAUGGGACUUGACCACCCAGAAGCUGACAGUGUCAAGGGAUGUGAAGUUUCUUGAGUCCCUGUACUACAAGGAAUGGAAGCAGCAGCAACAGAAGCUUCCAUCUACACCGCUCAUUGUGGAGGCAGAUGAGGUGCAGCAGCCUUCAAGACAGGUGGAGGUUGCAGUGUCAGAGGAGGAGAUGUCUGGGGUGACUGAGGAAGGGGGAGCAGCUGAAGUAGAGCAGCAGCAGCAGCAGCAUGAGUCUCCACCUCGAGUUCCACACCCGCCUGAGCGUCCUAGGAGGGAUGUGCGCCCUCCAGUGAGGCUGACCUAUGGGGGAAGAGGCAAGCCGAAUGUGGUGCAGGCUGGGAGUGUGGUUGAGCAGAUUGAGGAAGAUGAGAUCGCUCACUGCUACUGGGCACCAAUCCCUGAGCCCAAGACUCGAGAAGAGGCCUUGAAUGGACCAAAUGGGGAGAAGUGGAAGGCGAGUGAGGAUGAGGAGUUCGGGUCCCUGAUUGAGAACGAGACAUGGGACCUGUGUGACUUGCCUCCUGGAAAGAAGGCAAUCACUUCCAAGAUGAUCUACAGGCACAAGUAUGGACCUGAAGGGGAGCUGACCCGCUACAAGUCUAGGCUUGUGGCACGGGGGUUUCAGCAGACAAAGGGGAAGGACUAUGAUGAGGUGUUUGCUCCUGUGGGGAAAGGAACAACAUUGAGGGUGCUGUUGGCGAUAGCUGCACUCCUGGGAUGGAAGAUUCGGCAGAUGGACAUUGUGACUGCCUUUCUGAAUGGGAUCAUUCUGGAGGAGGUGUACAUGAAGCAGCCAGAGGGGCUGGAUGAUGGGAGCGGCAGGGUCUGCAGGCUGAAGAAGGCCAUCUAUGGCCUUAAGCAGGCGCCUCGUGCAUGGUAUCACAAGUUGGAGGAGGCGCUGCUGGCUGGGGGUUUCAAGAAGAGUGAGUGUGACCCCAGCCUGUUCCUGCUGCAGGAGAAGGACGAAAUCCUCAUGCUCUUGGUGUAUGUGGAUGAUAUCCUUCUCUUUUCUGCAUCAACUGCUUUGCUGGACAGCGCAGAGCAGAUGCUGGAGAUGCAGUUCAAGUGCUCCAAGAUGGGUGAGGUGAAGUACUACCUGGGGAUGCAUGUGGAGAGAGAUGUGGAGAAGGGUGUGCUGAGGUUGCACCAGAGGAAGUACUGUGAGGGGCUGGCUGAAAAGUAUGGGCUGCAAGAUGGGGGAAAGCCAGCAACACCACUACCUUCAGGGUUUACUGUGGAGCCAUGUGCUGAUGAGGAGGUAGUGGGUGAGAGUGACAGAAAGCUGUUUCAUUCGAUGGUUGGGUCGCUGAAUUAUGCUGCAAAUCAUACACGGCCUGACAUUGCAUUUUCUACAUCACGGUUGGCUAGUGUGGUCUCACGCCCUAGUCAUGAGCAGCUGGAAGCGGCCAAGAGGUUGGUCCGCUAUGUGAGUGCUACGGCAUCAGUGGGAUUGGAGUACAGUGGAGUGAGGCAGCGGUUGCAGAGAGGUGCUGCAGAUGUGAAGAGUGGUGAGAUGCUCUUGAGUUGCUAUACUGACGCUAGCUUCAACUCAGUGAAAGCGGAUGGCACCAGCAUUGGGGGUUAUGUGUGCUUGCUGGGAGGUGGUGCUGUGAGCUGGCGCAGCAAGAAGCAAAAUGAGGUGGGAUUGUCUUCAUGUGAGACUGAGUACAUGGCCUUACACCAUGGGGCCAAGGAAGUGGUAUGGCUGAGGCGUUUGUUAGAGGAGUUGGGAGUUGGUCAGGAGGAGCCGACAGUUGUGUUCUGUGACAAUGAGUCUGCUGUGAAGCUCGCCAAGAAUGCUUGUCUGCAUGGGCUGACAAAACACAUAAGGCCUAAGUGGCACUGGGUGAGGAGACUCCUUGAUAAGGAGGUGCGGCUGGAGAUAGUGAAGACCCAUCAGCAGGCAGCAGAUAUUUUCACCAAGCGUCUGGCGGAGGCGGAUCAUUGGAAGGGCAUGAAGCUUGCUGGGAUGAGUGUGCAUUGAGUAUGCAUGCUUGAGAUGUGGUAUGGUGGAUGAUGGUUGGCAGCCAGAGGGGGAGAUUGUUGUGUGAUGUCAUCAUAUGCUAUCACAUUCUGUCUGCCUCCCAUCCCAUGUUUUCAACUUGCAUGUGUGGUUUGAAUGUGCAAGCAUUUGUGUGGUGUGUUCUGGAGUUUGGGAAUGUGUUCUGUGUUAUUUUUGUUUGAGCAGGUAUUUGUGAUGAUAGAUCUUGAGAAGAUCUUUCCGACGCAACGAGAAUCCCUUCAAUCGGAGCAAGAAUGCGAAAGCUAUGAAGAUUCAAAGUUCAUGAGCUUGCGUUACAAUUGCGGCGGUUACUAAGUGAAGUUGUGGGGUGAAUUUAUAUGGAGUUGGGACCUUUGGGGUUUGGGAAAUUUGUCACUCUACUGUAACAGCUGCAAAUUGGUUGGGAACAACCAAGCUAGGUUGGCAAGGGUGGCCAACUUGGAUGGAUUGGUUGGGAAGGGACAAAGGUCAAAGUUGAGGUUCCUAUAGGGAGGGAAUCUUUGUGCUUAUGGGGUUUCCUUGGUUGGGGACUCUCUUGGGACCUUCCCUCUCAUCCCUCUCUUCCUAUCCCAACCUUUCUCUUGCUCCUUCUAAUUCCUUGUGAGAUUCUUGAACUUUGAUUGAACUCUUGAGA